AUGCAAAGUUCCGAGAGUUCCUGGAGUCUCAGGAGGACUACGACCCUUGCUGGUCCCUGCAGGAUAAGUACAGCAGCAGGGCCGCCGCCCUCUUCAGGGACAAGAGCCUCUGGCCAGCCGCAGAACUCAACCUCCUCUUCAGACAAGGCUUUUGAAGACUGGCUGAACGACGACCUCGGCUCCUACCAAGGGGCCACGGAGAACCGCUACGUGGGGUUUGGGAACACAGUGCCGCCUCCGAAGAGAGAAGACGACUUCCUCAACAGUGCCAUGUCGUCCCUGUACUCGGGCUGGAGCAGUUUCACCAUGGGAGCGAGCAAGUUUGCUUCAGCAGCUAAGGAGGGCGCCACAAAAUUUGGAUCCCAAGCAAGUCAAAAGGCUUCCGAGUUGGGCCACAGUCUAAACGAGAGCGUCCUGAGACCCGCCCAGGAGAAGGUGAAGGAGGGAAAGAUUUUUGAUGAUGUGUCCAGUGGGGUCUCUCAGUUGGCGUCUAAGGUCCAGGGAGUUGGCAGUAGGGGAUGGCGGGAUGUGACCACUUUUUUUUCUGGGAGAGCGGAGGACCCCUCGGACAGACCCCCGGAGGGCCAGAGCUACCAGAACAGUGGUGGGGACAACUGCCAGAACAGCUCCAUCGACCAGAGCUUCUGGGAGACCUUCGGGAGUGCCGACCCCUCCAGGGCGCACAGGUCCCCGAGCAGCGACAGCUGGACGUGCGCUGACGCCUCGGCCGAGAAGAGGAGCUCGGACAGCUGGGACGUGUGGGGCUCAGGCUCCGCAUCCAACAACAAGAACAGCGACCACAGCGACGGUGGGGAGGCCUGGGCGGGUGGCGGGGAGAGCAGAGCCAAGACCGCCAAGAAGGUGGCGCCGCCACCAACAGCGCUGGUGGACGAGGGCUGGGACAACCAGGACUGGUAGGCCCUUCGCGCCCCAGCCCCUGGGGCCCCCGUCUUGUCUGCACUUUGCCCUCCUCCAGCCUCAUCUGUUUGACCCAAGAGGCAGCAGCGGUGUGUGAAGACAGCCCCUCGGGCGGGGCCCUGGGGCCCAUGCUGCCUGCCGAGUGGGAGCAGGCGCUCACGUCACGGGGCAGAGGCCAUCCUGUGUCUUGCAUCUGUGUCCCUGCUCUCCUGGGAUUCUGGGGUAGCUCUUGGGCCCUGGGGCCAGGCCCCAUUGAGGGCCGGACCCCUGCUGCUGCGGGAGGACGUACGUGCUCACUAAUAAACCCCGCAGCCGCGGUGUCAGGAAUGAGAGUGCAUUCUGGAAGGGGCUUUGACUCCGUGUUCCCUCUGGUUCUCUUUCUCUUUGAGGAAGACGCCUGGGGUUUUAGAGAUGGAGAUAGAGCAGCACCAGAGCUUGCACCACUGUUUGCCCCGCCCUGGAACCCCGCCCCCACCAGCCUGUGCCCUCUGCAUGCUGGGAAGCUGGCUGUGACUCACCCAGGGGCUCUCCCUCAUCCGCCCGUCCAGUCCUGCAUAAGCGGCCGCACGCACAACCCAGUGGGCUCCACCUCACACUGGACACCUGAGCCUGUUGGCAGUGCUUCAACUCAGCCGUGCCUGUCGGAGCUGAUGGUGGCACCUGCCAGGGAUGCCCGUGCAGCUCAGAAACGUGGAAAUAAGAUUCCAGUGUGGUUAGGAAGGAAGGAAGGCCCUGAGUGCCCUCCAAGCCCGAGUCAGUCCCCAACCAGGUCUGGGGGGCCGUACUGGCAGGGUACGCUCAUUGAGGAGCAGUGUGGGGCCUUUGCCCAGGCAGGGGCCUCUGCCAUGCCGCUCCGGUGUGUCUGCCUGUUGGUGUUUUGAGGUGUGUGCCAGUAAACCAGUAGUCCCCGUGA
Messenger RNA from Equus caballus (horse), 1831 nucleotides. The record is from RefSeq and is a predicted model, not a curated record. Lineage: Eukaryota; Metazoa; Chordata; Mammalia; Perissodactyla; Equidae.